AUGCCCCCCUCGGACGAGGACGAAAUCUGCUGUGCUUUGGAUCCCACGGUCAAGACCUCCGUGAAAAUUUUGCGCGAAACGCCGCUUAAGUAUCAGUCGAGCGACCACAUAAAUAAUCUUCAAGAGGAGAAGGAAAAUUUUCUCAAGUUUGGCAAAUUGCCCAGGUUCAAAUUCGCUGGUUCUGUCGACUGGCUUGGAAUCGACAAAAAGAAGACAAGGAUUCGAUUCGAUUUUUUCCCGGAAGCCAGGUACAUUUUGGAGCGCGUACGAGAUGCCUUCGGUACUGGGGAUGUGUUUUUGGAUGCUGCGUUUGGACAAAGGAUAUCGCUUGGUCAGGCUUCCCAAACUGUCUUGCAGUAUUUAAAAUCGCACGGUUUGGAUGGAUCUCUGAAAGUUGUUUGGACAAACGAUCUAAACGGCAGCGGAAAAAUGCAGUGGCAAGGCCCCAGUGUUCGCUAUAAUCGCCCUGAGGCACGCAAAUUCACCUUAUGGCUUAAACAAAGCAGUGAAAACGUCUAUCUUCGGGAACAUGGAAUAAAAAGUUUGAUGAACCACGAAAUUGGGACUCAUUUUGUAUCCUUUUUCACCAAGCCUUUAAUCAUCUGAAAUGUUAAGUCAGUUAAGAUCCCCAUCAAUUAAGGGUUUUAUAAUCUUUUUAUCCUGCGGGUGUACCUUACAAAUGCUGACGCUUUAGCCAGAUUUGUCUAAUCAAAUCAAAACGUUUCAUUUUAAACUACAGGAGUCAGUAUUGCUCUGUCUGUAAUCCAGCGAUUUUUUCAGGUUUAACAUGAAAUAAGCUCGCUUUGAUCUACUUUACGGUAAAAAUGGUCGCGGUAUACAUUGUGUAAAACAGAGUUGUAGUGUUCUGAUUUGGGAAUAUGAAGCCAAAUAUAUAGAUAUUUUGUCACAGGUUAAAUUUACGGGAAUCAAGAUUUAAUUCCAUGUUUAAGUAUCACAAAUCUUCGGGUUUAUAACAUAAUAUUUCUACGAUCUUUACGUUGUUGACAUUUUCUGUGUCCCUGUUAGCAAUUUACCGGUUUAAUAGAUCAGCUGACAGGAAAUUAUCAACACGUCACUUCAAUGAUUGUUCUAAAAUACGACAAGAUAAACAUCCGACGUCACGAAAUUAUCAAGGAAGUUGUUAGCACCGACCAGGCGCUUGAAUUGGAGCAGUUUCUCUUCUUUUUCUCACUCUGCGAGAUAAAAAAAGAGGGGAAAUGAAUCCGCAAAGCUACUGACAGGGCGAAUAGAAGAACUACCUAUCGCCCUAUCGCGGCAAUCUUUCUCACGCGCGCUUUUUAAAACAGGAAAUCAAUUUUCUAGCCCACACUCUUUCUUUUUGGCUCUCUCUUUCUCCCGCCAUCGCACCCUUCCCAGAUCACGCGCUUCCAAUAUCCCUUAACCUUGUUUUGGCAACUUCCCUCUGCCUGCUAUCUGAGAGCUAGUGAGAGGGAAACAUCAAUUGAUGAGGGUACUCCAUUUCAGGAUGUUUAUUUUUUUCCCUUAUUUUCCUUAAUUUGUGAUUCUGUUCGGUAGCUUCGCGCCGUGAACGAUGGUUUGCAGCCGUGGUAUUCAAACAGGAAAAAUUUCGACUUGCGCACUCCAAAGUCUUACACCGGUAUGGUUAAUGAAGAAGGGUUGGCGGCUAUAAACACCAUUUACGAAGCUCAAGUAAAGAUGCUGUUUCUACCCGCCUUGCUUUAUUGUAAGUAUCAAGAACAUUUGUAGCUAUGACGACUCGACUUGAACAGAAUUUUUUCGCGCUGCGAUGCUUUUUAACAUGGACGAAAAGUUUGAAAUUGCAAGUGGGCGCCAUGGAGGUAAACGGAAUUCUUUGCUCUUUCUUCUUUGUUGUAAUCCGGCCUUGAGACGAGUAAGAAAAGCAGUCUGCAAUUAUUGGGCGAACACGGACUUGAAUGAAUGGCACACCUGACCUAUUUACGCGGAAGAGCGCCUCGCUGUAUUAAGGAGCCAAAACACUAUGCAUGGCGGGGUUUACUAGUAAGUGAACCAUGACUGCGGCGACAGGGAAAACGUUGGCAAAUAAAAUGAAUUCACUUUCUUUCAAAUGUGAUAAUGAUAAGUCCAAAUGGCUCAGUAUGUCAAAUGCAGGUGAAAUUUCCUAGAGUUGAAUUCAUAAGGACCCCAACCAAGUUAAGAAAGAUUCGUCGUCCUCCGUAACGGUUGUCUUCACCCAGUACAGAAUUCAUAUCGUAGUCGUGCAGGGACGACAAAGUAAUGUACCGAAAAGUUAGAUGUACUUUUAGAGUUGUUGUUUUGCUCAUUAAACCUGCCUUUGCUCAAUAAAUUAACCUCUGGACCUUAUCGUUGCCGUCUUUUUUUGCUAAAUCUCCCUGACCUUAAUUAGGCUCCGCACUCUCCAUGCGGCAUUUACUAUUUAGAUCUGGAAAGGGAUAUAGACCUUCAAAGCAAACAUACGUUUUUUCUGUGCUUUUGUUAUCGUCGUGAAGAUAACAACUUAGUGGUGUAAUUCGCAAUUUCAAUGCUUUGAAUAAUCGCUUCCCUCAAAUAAGCUUCGUACCCGGGUCGAAAACUUUUAUGAGCACGCGCAGACUCUCUUUCGAGUAUAUACCUUUUAUGGAUUGCCUUUAAAAGCCAACUGAAACCCGUCUCUUCAGAGAAGCAUGGUAUUUCCUUUUUUACUUUAUUGCAUUUUAUGAUAUGUUACAAUGUUAGAAUCUUAGCAGAUUAGAUGUUCUUAUUUCGAACUUUUUCUUAGGCAUCAGUUGACUAUAAAUAGAUCUUGCCAUUGAAUUUAGAAGUGACUUGGAAACUGCCAUUGGAAAUUAGUGGUGAUAACGCCAUAUAGAUUAACUUAUUAUUACUAUUAUUAUUAUUUGUUGUUGUUAUUGUUAUUAUUAUUAUUAUUAUUAUUAUUAUUAUUGAUUUUUUUCUUACAGACACUGCAUGUAUGUCAACUGAAAUGUCCUUUAAGGAAUUGUUCGAGCAUCUAGCUAUGUACAUAUAUGAUCCAGAACAGCGGUGGAAGCAGGUGGUUCGAGCAAAGCGCUGCCUGACAGACUGCAGUGAAGUAGGAGGAUGCGGCUAUGAUCAGUGUUAUUUUGAAGGUAAGUCUGUGUAAUGGUUAGGUAGGUGUUGCGUGUUGGUCUACGACGCAAGUGAUAAGGGGGCUUAAGCAACGUCGACGACGACAGCAAUGAGAACGUCAUAAAAGCAAUAGGUUUAGAUUAGAAAAAAUAAUAAUAAUAAUAAUAAAAUGCGUCGUACGCGAAAUUCUGCCGACAGGCAAAAGAAAAGGAAGGAGGACCGCCUCACCACAGGUUAGUGCAGCUUCUCAGUUAAGAUUCCGGCAUGCAAGCGACCUCUUUAUUCUGAUGCAUCUUUCUUGUAGGAGCUGUGAUGAUUCUACGGCAAGUUAACGAAAUUGACUUCAAGCUGUUCUACGCGGGGAAAAUAUGCUGCGAUGAACUGCAGAGAAUCAAGCGCAUCGCUCGACAGGACUGUGUCAAGCUGCCUCACUUCUUACGAGACAUCGUAACUUAUAAGAAAACUCUAAACGAAAUUGCUCUUGCAAAUGGAUUGAUACAAAAAAUCAACAGACCGUUAUCCUCUGGUAAUACCACUCGCCCAAAAGGCAGGAAAAAGAAAUCAAAAGUGGCGCCACUAGAUCGAGUUCCAUCAAGAGCUUUAAGUUGCCCUUCUAGAACACGCAAUGGAGUUCAGAGUUCUGUUGCUCGGCCGCUAAGAAUUCUUUCCCGGCGAUCAAGCACGUAUAGACGUCUAUGCACCAGUGUGGCUUCUUUUGCUCCUUUGCUACCUUAGGCCUACCUAGUUGGAAGGAAACAGUUAGUCAAGUCAGCGCUUUGCUUGUGGAGUUGUUGCCGGAGUUCUAUUGUGUGUCGAGUUAUAUUGCAGAGUGCAGCGUGCAGCGUGAAAAAUGUAUAAACCAGUAACUGCCGCUUACGAGCCCCGGGCUUAAACAUUAUCUCAAGGGCUUUUAGUGGGGCUUAUAAACGGGAGGGGGAGG
This is a messenger RNA of Porites lobata, 4009 nucleotides long. Lineage: Eukaryota; Metazoa; Cnidaria; Anthozoa; Scleractinia; Poritidae. The record is from the annotation of a GenBank genome assembly.